AUUUUCGGUAGUGAGGUAUUCUGGCUCGAGGGUGCAGCAACGCAAUGGACGCAUGCGAGUGUCGUCAGCCAAGGGCGGCGUAUGGCGAUUCCGGGAGUCGAACAAUGGCCGAACAAACGGUCUUGGCUGCACCCACAUCUCUAUCGUGCGAGUUGAGGGGCUUAGAUUUCCCUUUCACUUGCGGACUCAAGCCGCAGGCCUGGGAACGAGAGGGUGUGACGUGAGAGGUAGCAGGAGAUCCACCACCCGCGCUCUAUUCGCGAACUCUCCCUCCUCUCAGGUUUCCGCCUUCGCGAUUCUGCAGAAGGAUACCGUUGGCUACGUUUGGACCUCGUCCUGGUGUUUCGCGCAGCAAUUUAUUAUUUAUUUCCCAACACGGAACCCGCCUUACCAACGCAGAGCUCUAGGGUCCUGGAAGACCCUCGCAAUUCCGCGAAACAUGGCCAGCUCAAUGCACAUAUCCCGCUCCGAGGCACCCCAAUCCUUAUCGCCCAGGAGAUCACCCCCUCACGCAAGCACGACUUCCGUCGCGUCAGACGGUCAAAUAGCAUUCUUACAUGUGGCCGCCUCGCUUCACUGGGCAGCACAGGCGGUGCUGGCAGUGCCCAUAGCAGGACUGCAGGCUGUGAACGCAAGAUUUCGGGGGAUUCCGAUUUGGAUUCGUGAGCCGGUGCUUCUGUGUGUCGUUGUGCUGCUGCUGUCAGUCACAUUGGUCGCUGCCUUUGUUUCUGGCAUGGCCAUGCCUGGGGAUUUUUCACCAGCGUCUUUGGCCAUUAUGAAAGGAGCCGUGCAUCGCCAUUCACCAGCAACUGCGUCAUAUGCUGCAUCCCUCUCUGCUGCUGUAUGUGGGGGCUCUCGUGUUUGUGCUGCCAGAUUUGCGGUCCAGGCAUGGUUACAGGCAUCAGCAAGUGCAUGUGGUGAUGAUUGUGUUGUGAUUAAAAUGGAGCCUCCUGGGAACUCUAUGAACAUGUGGGUGCAUUUCAGGGCGGGGUCUAGGGGAAUCGAGCUUGUGGUAUCCUACAUUGUAGCUCUGAUGGUUGUAGCCUAUGGUGCCUUCCUCAUUCACUUUUUAUCUGUUGGGUUUCCAUAGAAUUUUAGCUCUACUUCCAUGUGUAAACGAUGCACUCAUGUGGUAUUGUAUUGCAUUCUGUUUGUAGCGUACUAAUAUUUUUAAGCCGUUACACUUUGGAUUUCGAAUCAGCUGUACAGGCCCCUGUUCUGCCGAAGCUGCAUCCUCGAUAACACACUUACUUAGGAAAUCAGAAACUAGGGUUCCUGCGAUCUCCCCCUGUUCGUCACUCGCGAACCGUGUCGCCCACCCUGUGCCUCCUAAUCUCCCCUCCGCUCAAUGGUUGCCGUUCACUUAGGUAGCGGCUGAAGUAAUCAGCCACGGAUCGCAGCAGCGGCGACAACUUCUGGGCAUGUCGUGGGCUGGGUUGCCAUUUCUGCCUGGGACGUCGAGCCUUGUUGAGGAGCUAGACAAGAAGCUACUCGUCGUUCUUAGGGAUGGGCGUAAAAUAAUCGGUAUCCUGCGUUCGUUUGAUCAGUUCGCUAAUCUCGUGCUGGAGCGUACAACGGAGCGGAUUAUUGUCGGCGAGCAAUACUGCGACCUGCCUCUGGGACUUUACAUCAUCAGGGGAGAGAACGUCGUUCUCAUAGGCACACUUGAUGAGCUCAUGCCAGAAAUGCCUCCUAAUAUGGUCUCAGUUUCUUUGAACCAGAUACGGCAGGCUCAAAAAGAGGAGAAGGAGGCGUCAGAACUGAAGGGAAUGUUGCGCAAGCAGAUGGACUUCCUUGACGUUGAGUAAUGUGUGUUCCAGUCUCCCGAUGAAUGUUAUCCGCUGCUUGUAAUCCAUUGGCCAUGCCAACCCUGCAAGUCUAUGAGCAGGUUGGCCCGCACCUUUUAUCGCGGAUGGCCUUGCCCAUUUCAAAAGCGAAAGUUCUCCUCCAUCCACUUACUACUCCUCGCAGUAGACCCACACACCUCCCCCGUGUUUGUUCUGCUUGAGUACUGUAAAUUCACCUAAAGCACAAGCAAGCCUCGUGCUGAAUGGACUGGGCAGCACUACUACCGUAAUCCCCCGUAUAAAACACCCGCCGGAAUUAAGCUCCCCCGGGUAGCUUGAGCGGGUAUGGGUGUUUAAUUUUUCUGGAUAUACACAACACCCUACUCUCGGACGUGAAAACAUUUGAACACCCCCCUGCCACUAGAAUCUCCAUU
Messenger RNA from Closterium sp. NIES-67, 2221 nucleotides. Lineage: Eukaryota; Viridiplantae; Streptophyta; Zygnematophyceae; Desmidiales; Closteriaceae. The record is from the annotation of a GenBank genome assembly.